AUGUCAAAGCUCAAAGGCUUGAGCUUUCGGACAAACAACGAAGUCGCCUCAUGUCUUCGCCAAGCCCCCAUGCGCCAACGGCUCGAGAGCGGGUGUUUUGGCUGUCAGCCGACCGGAGCCCAGGGCGCUCGAGCUGGGGACUGGGAGCCGAAAAGGCCAACGGUUAGUCAACAGUUAGUCCGAGAAUGGAAGCCGAAGGUGCGUGAUGGGCUCAAUGAGACGAAUGAGACGACCAGGUCUUGUGAGGUUGGGCUUUUGAGAUGUCGGAAGACCUCUGAAGACUUCAUGGUCUACAUAAAUGUCUACAAUGGUCUACAAUUUUGUUGUCCGAAAGGAUUCAACCCAAUCAUCCAGCUCCCCAGCUCUGUGUGA
This is a messenger RNA of Durusdinium trenchii, 372 nucleotides long. The record is from the annotation of a GenBank genome assembly. NCBI's taxonomy places the organism in Eukaryota, Dinophyceae, Suessiales, Symbiodiniaceae.